Messenger RNA from Purpureocillium lilacinum, 1608 nucleotides. RefSeq lists its product as uncharacterized. Lineage: Eukaryota; Fungi; Ascomycota; Sordariomycetes; Hypocreales; Ophiocordycipitaceae. The record is from RefSeq and is a predicted model, not a curated record.
AUGUCUUCCAUCGUCAACAAGGUCAAGGAGGCUCUGCACCACGACAAGGACGAGUCCAAGCACACGACCGACAACAAGCACACCACGCACACCACCGAGCCCCGGACCGGCACCACCACCACCACCGGCGCGGGCAUCGGCUCCCACGACGGCUCUUACACCACCGGUGACAACUACGGCCUCGGCGGCAACAACCGCGGCACCGACGGCCCUGCCACCAGGACUGAUGGUCCCCACAGCAGCAACGUCGCCAACAAGGUAGACCCGCGCGUCGACUCUGACCGCGACCACAGCAAGAACCUCGGCGCCAACCCCCACGGCACCGCGACCACCGGCAGCCACUCCACGACGACCGGCACCACCACCGGUGCCACCUCUGGCUUCGGCGGCACGACGGGACACAGCACCACCACUGCCGGCCCUCACUCGUCCAACCUGGCCAACAAGACCGACCCCCGCGUCGACUCUGACCUCGACGGCAGCCGCAACCUGGGUGCCUCGUCUACCACGCACGGCACCAGCGGCCUGACCGGCACUACCGGCACCCACGGCACCGGCCACCACUCCGGCGGCUACGCUGCCGGCGCCGGCAACCCCCUCGGCACCGGCGCCGUUCCCGCUGCCCACCAGCAGGCCAGCCACGGCACCCACAACACCUCGGGCCUCGCGACCGGCACCGCCGCUGGCAUCGGCGCCGGUGCCGCCGGCCACCACGCCACCUCGGGCACCCACACCCACGGCGGCACCACCAUCGGUGACAACCGCGGCUUCGACGGCCCGGCCUCCAAGACCGACGGCCCGCACAGCAGCAACCUCGCCAACAAGAUCGACCCCCGUGUCGACUCUGACCGCGACCACAGCAAGAACCUCGGUGCCAACCCCCACGGCACUGCCACCACCGGCAACACCACCUCUACCUCUACCACCCACGGUACCAGCGGCAGCGGUGCCUUCUUCUCCGGCAGCGACAACACUACCCACGGCGCCACUGGCACUCACAGCACCGUUGGCAACACUGGCCUCGGCAGCACUGGCACCCAUGCCACCCACGGCUCGUCCGGUCUGACUGGCACUCAUGGCACCUCCGGCCUGACUGGCACCCACAACACCACUGGUACCUCGGGUCUCACCGGUACCACUGGUACUCACAGCACCACCUCUGGUGCUCCCGAGGGUACCUUCGGCCCCCAUGGCAGCCGCGUGGCCAACGCUGCCGACCCUCGCGUCGACUCUGACCGUGACAACCGCGGCAACAUUGGCGGAACUGGUGUCCACCAUUCUGGUGUUGCCGGCACCACUGGCACCCACGGCACCUCUGGCCUGACCGGCACUCACGGUACUACUGGCACCCACAACACUUCGGGCCUGACCGGCACUCACGGUACCACUGGCACUCACAACACCUCUGGCCUGACUGGUACUCACGGCACCACGGGCACCACCACCGGCGCCGCUGGCGGCCUCGCCGGCUCGACCCACCCCGGCCCGGCCCCCAACACUGCCGGUCCCCACAAGAGCGACAUGCUGAACAAGGUCGACCCCCGCGUCGACUCCGACCGCGACGGCAGCAAGACCCUCGGCGGCGACAAGACGUAUGCUCAGUCCUAA